UAAUUUUAAGAGCCUUUAUAACUCUUUUGAUUAUUGAUGAAAUAACAUUAUUAUACUAAUUUUAAUUUAAUGUUUUAGUGUAUUACACCUGUAAAAACUUUUCAAACUUUGAAAACAUUGUUGAAAGAAGGUUACUGGUAGGAAAUUAUAUUUAAAAUAUCAAUGUUUACUUUUGUCACAACCAAUUGGGUUUCCGCCCAACAACCAUGUACAUUGUGUACAUACACCUUUUGAAACAUUGGUUCAGUGUUGGUUGAACAGUGGGAGAAACUAGAUAUCUGAACCUACAGAAAGAGUUGUCAAGAUGCACUCUAGUCAAAUUUUACUCAUCUUGAUGAAAAUUAAGUUUUUACCUGUUCGACAAAACAAGCUUGGCGACCUGAAGUUCUACCCUGGUUUUGGAUUUAUUAUUUUUCACCUUCUCUUCAAUAUUUCUUUCGUUGUAUGUGAUUAUAGUUGGGUGAUGCAGGGUCCAAUGACUACUAUGCAAAUUUUGUAUAUUGGAAUGGAGUCAGUGUUUCUUGGGAGUUCUAUCACUGUGUCUGUUGGAGUUGGAUUAUCUAUGGUUAGAUCAGGACCAUCAAUCCUUGAUCUAAACUGUCCUGUCAGCAAAAUGUUUAUGGCUAAGCAGAUCCUAGUUUUGCUGUCUUACUUUAUAGGCGUUCUCUUCUCUAAGAUGGAAUGGUUUUUACAGCUUGACCCUGUUACUGACGCAUAUUUGUUGGUUUCAAUUGUUUUCCUCAUUUUAUACAAUAGCAUCAUGUUGUUUUGCAUGUUUGCUUUUCUGCAUGCCUGCACUGCUAAUUUUCAAAGCAAAUGCAGGGAUGCUCUUGUUAAGGAUCAACUAAACUCAGAAGAUUUGAUAAACUUGAUCAAAGAAUAUAAACUGUUUAAGUCAGGACUGGAGUAUAUUUUGCUUUUAAUAUUUCCUCUUGGGCAGCUGGUUGUUAUUUUUGCUGUGUAUUAUUUUAUCAUUUCAAGAAUGUACUGGAGUCUCAUCUUGGCAGCACUUGCAGUCUUUAGUAUACAAUAUGGUAUAGUGCAUAAUGUGGAAAUCAUAUAUCAGCAGAUUGAGCAAAUUGUAUCUAAAGGAAACUCUGAUGCAUAUCGGAUGAUGGAUAUGAUUAAGAUUCAUAAGAUGCAGAAUCAAGUAGGGGAGCUUGAAAAGAGUGGUCCAGUAACUACUUUUGGAUUCUUUACAGUGAACAGGGGGAUAUUUACUGCUAUGGUUUCUACUACUAUAACCUACAUACUUAUUCUCAUACAGAUGCUUUAAAUGUUAAUAAACUAAUAGAUUUUCUAGGCCCAUUUUUAUGUGUUAUUUUUUCAAUAUAUGUAAACAGAUAUUUGCCACUUUUAACAAUUGUAGUUUAUAUUCUGUGUGUUGCAUAAUUUAUUCGUCAAAUAUAUUUGGAAGUUGAACUUAACUAUUUUUGAGCAUCAAAGAUAAAGGGAAAAAGUUUUUUUUGGACUAUUGUCGUGAUCUAUAUUAAUACAAAGAAGAUGACUUUCGAUUUCAAAUUUGGAUAUCUAGCAAGCUUUCUAACAGCAUGGAUACAGAUAAACAUGAAAGCAAAGCGAAGCUGUCCAUUAACAGUUUCUCUUUGUUUACUUGUAUACUUGUAAUUUGAAUAGAUCUUGUUAGAAAUCAAAACCAAAUUAUCUUAUUUGUUAAGAU
Eurytemora carolleeae is the source of this 1678-nucleotide messenger RNA. RefSeq lists its product as uncharacterized. NCBI's taxonomy places the organism in Eukaryota, Metazoa, Arthropoda, Copepoda, Calanoida, Temoridae. The transcript has 2 exons. The record is from RefSeq and is a predicted model, not a curated record. Bases 305 to 1276 code for a protein of 323 amino acids.